Spinacia oleracea (spinach) is the source of this 765-nucleotide messenger RNA. Its product is annotated as classical arabinogalactan protein 26. Lineage: Eukaryota; Viridiplantae; Streptophyta; Magnoliopsida; Caryophyllales; Amaranthaceae. The transcript has a single exon. The record is from RefSeq and is a predicted model, not a curated record. The coding region runs from base 118 to 546 and encodes 142 amino acids.
AAAUCCACUUCUCCUUUAAACCCCCUCUCAAAAUCAUAUCAUUAGCCCAUCUUCCUAUGUAACCUCACUUUCUCUCUCUCUUUUCCUAUCACAUUCUUAGCAACCUUAAACACAAAAAUGGCUUCCUUAAACCAUCCCAAAUUACUCCUUAAUCUCAUAAUCAUCCUCUACAUAACAUGCUGCAACUCUUACACAGGUUCUGCCUCACAUAAAACUACAACAUUUAAGCUUUCAACUAUAGCAGCUGAACCAAGUAUACUACCAUACGACUCUCCUGCAUUAUCACCUGAUAUAACUCCUCUGUUUCCUACAACACCAACCUCUGUUUCGAACCCGCCUUCGUCGGAAUCUACACUUCCCAUUAUUCCUUCAAGUCCAAGUCCCCCUAACCCUGACUCCCUCUCCACCCCAUAUCCUGAUUCUUCACUGCCCUCCUCCAUUUCCCCUACAGGGUCCAUGAUCCCGGAAUCCUCCGCUUUCGCCAUGAAACUCUCUGUUAUACUCAACUCAGCAAUGGUGGUUCUUCUUCUCAUUGCUUUCUGGUGAAUUCAGCUUCAAGGUACUGCAAUGAUGUACACUGUGCCAUCCCACUUUGUAUUUUUUUUUUUUGUUUAGCUUACUUUUUAUAAAGUUGGUAUAUAUUUAUUAUUAAUUACUUAAAUUAUUGAGCUUUAUUACAAUAAUUUCCUAGAAAUUAUUCGAGUAGUAUAUAGAAAUUUGUUUUUUGAGUUCAAAAGGUGAAUGAUGAGGCAAUAGUUGGGUCUU